CUGAAGCCCCUGUGACUCUGGAGGAACCGGGGGUCAGGGGAGAGGCCAGGGACUUGUGCCACGAGGAACUCAGAGCCAGAAGGCCCCAUUCACUGGAAGCACCAAGAGAUGCGGCCCCCUCGCAGGGCCUGAAUUUCCUGCUGCUAUUCACAAAGAUGCUUUUUAUCUUUAACUUCUUGUUUUCCCCACUUCCAACUCCGGCACUGAUCUGCAUCCUGACCUUUGGAGCCGCCAUAUUCCUGUGGCUGAUUAGCAGACCUCAGCCCGUGUUGCCUCUUGUUGAUCUGAACAAGCAAUCGGUGGGACUCGAGGGAGGAGCACGGAGAGGCCCUUCCCAGGGCGAUGACCUGAUACGCUACUACUUCUCAGAUGCCAGGACGAUGUAUGAAGUUUUCCAAAGAGGAGUUGCUGUGUCUGACAAUGGGCCUUGCUUGGGAUAUAGAAAACCAAACCAGCCCUACAGAUGGCUGUCCUACAAACAGGUGUCUGAUCGAGCAGAGUACCUGGGCUCCUGUCUCUUGCAGAAAGGAUAUAAGCCAUCACAAGAACACUUUGUUGGCAUCUUUGCUCAGAAUAGGCCAGAGUGGGUCAUCUCUGAGUUUGCUUGUUACACAUACUCCAUGGUAGCUGUCCCCCUGUAUGACACCUUGGGAGAAGACGCCGUCACAUACAUUGUCAACAAGGCUGAUAUCGCCGUGGUGAUCUGUGAUACGCCCCAAAAGGCAUUGGCCCUGAUUAGCAAUGUGGAAAACGGCCUCACCCCGGGCCUGAAAUUGAUCAUCCUCAUGGAUCCCUUUGAGGACGACCUGAAGAAGAGAGGGGAGAAAUGUGGAGUUGAGAUCUUAUCCCUGCUUGAUGCUGAGAAUUUAGGCAAAGAGAACUUCAAGAAACCUGUGCCUCCUGCACCAGAAGAUCUGAGCAUCAUUUGCUUCACCAGUGGGACCACAGGUGACCCCAAAGGAGCCAUGUUAACCCAUGAAAAUAUCGUUUCAAAUGCGGCUGCUUUUCUCAAAUGUGUGGAGUAUACUUUUGAGCCCAGUUCUGAGGACGUGACCAUAUCCUACCUCCCCUUGGCUCAUAUGUUUGAGAGGGUUGUACAGGCUGUUGUGUACUCUUGUGGAGCCAGAGUUGGGUUCUUCCAAGGAGAUAUUCGGCUGCUGCCUGAUGACAUGAAGACCCUGAAGCCCACAGUCUUUCCCGCGGUUCCCCGACUCCUUAACAGGGUCUACGAUAAGGUACAAAAUGAAGCCAAGACACCCUUGAAGAAGUUCUUGUUGAAGUUGGCUGUUGCCAGUAAAUUCAGUGAAGUGAAAAAGGGUAUCAUCAGACGCAACAGUGUCUGGGACAAGCUCGUCUUUGCAAAGAUCCAGGAAAGCCUGGGCGGGAAGGUUCGUUUCAUGGUCACCGGAGCUGCCCCCAUCUCCCCUCCUGUCCUGACGUUCCUCCGGGCAGCAAUGGGAUGUCCGGUAUAUGAAGCUUAUGGUCAAACAGAAUGCACUGCUGGCUGUACAAUUACAUCACCUGGGGAUUGGAAAUCAGGCCACGUUGGAGUCCCCAUCGCCUGCAAUCAUGUGAAGCUGGAAGAUGUGGCUGAUAUGAACUACUUUGCAGUGAACAAUGAAGGACAGAUCUGCAUCAAGGGCACCAAUGUGUUCAAGGGAUACCUGAAGGACCCUGAGAAGACAGAGGAAGCCUUGGACAAGGAUGGCUGGCUUCACACAGGAGACAUUGGCCGCUGGCUCCCGAAUGGAACUCUGAAGGUCAUCGACCGAAAAAAGAACAUUUUCAAGCUGGCCCAAGGAGAAUACAUUGCUCCAGAGAAGAUAGAAGAUAUCUACGUCAGGAGUAGCCUGGUGUUGCAAAUUUUUGUACAUGGGGAAAGCUUAUGGUCAUUCCUGGUGGGAAUGGUGGUUCCUGACCCAGAUGUGCUUCCCUCAUUUGCAGCCAAACUUGGGGUGAAGGGCUCUUUUGAAGAACUGUGCCGAAACAAAGUUAUAAAGGAAACCAUUUUACAAGACUUGCAGAAAAUUGGGACAGAAGGUGGCCUUAAAUCCUUUGAACAGGUCAAACGCAUCUAUCUUCAUCCAGAGCCAUUUUCCAUUGAAAAUGGGCUCUUGACACCAACCUUGAAAGCAAAGAGGGGAGAGCUUGCCAAAUACUUUCGGACUCAAAUCAACAGUCUGUACGAGAAAAUCCAGGAGUAGGUUAAGGUACUUAUGGCUGCGAGGGGCUCAGAGGUAGCCUGCCUUGUGGGAAUAUGGAUUAAAAACUAAUCUUACGUU
Lipotes vexillifer (Yangtze River dolphin) is the source of this 2282-nucleotide messenger RNA. It is a transcript of the gene ACSL5, whose product is annotated as acyl-CoA synthetase long chain family member 5. Gene Ontology annotation, biological process: long-chain fatty-acyl-CoA biosynthetic process; positive regulation of long-chain fatty acid import across plasma membrane; fatty acid metabolic process. The transcript has 21 exons. Bases 156 to 2204 code for a protein of 682 amino acids. Gene Ontology annotation, cellular component: mitochondrion; membrane; endoplasmic reticulum. Gene Ontology annotation, molecular function: arachidonate-CoA ligase activity. The record is from RefSeq and is a predicted model, not a curated record. NCBI's taxonomy places the organism in Eukaryota, Metazoa, Chordata, Mammalia, Artiodactyla, Lipotidae.